AGCUGUCACCAUCACACCUGUCUGCCUCACACCUGUCACCAUUCAGCAGUCACUAUCACACCUGUCACCAUUCAGCUGUCGCUAUCACACCUGGCACCAUUCAGCUGUCACCAUUCAGCUGUCACUAUCACACCUGUCACCAUUCAGCUGUCACCAUUCAGCUGUCACUAUCACACCUGUCACCAUUCAACUGUCACUAUCACACCUGUCUGCCUCACACCUGUCACCAUUCAGCUGUCACUAUCACACCUGUCUGCCUCACACCUGUCACCAUUCAGCUGUCACUAUCACACCUGUCACCAUUCAGCUGUCACCAUUCAGCUGUCACUAUCUCAGCUGUCACUAUCACACCUGUCUGCCUCACACCUGUCACCAUUCAGCAGUCAUUAUCACACCUGUCACCAUUCAGCAGUCAUUAUCACACCUGUCACCAUCACACCUGUCUGCCUCACAUCUGUCACCAUUCAGCUGUCACUAUCACACCUGUCACCAUUCAGUUGUCACCAUCACACCUGUCUGCCUCACAUCUGUCACCAUUCAGCUGUCACUAUCACACCUGUCACCAUUCAGCAGUCACCAUCACACCUGUCACAAUCACAUCUGUCACCAUUCAGGAGUCACUAUCACACCUGUCAACAUUCAGCUGUCGCUAUCACACCUGUCUGCCUCACACCUGUCACCAUUCAGCUGUCACCAUCACACCUGUCACCAUUCAGCUGUCACCAUCACACCUGUCUGCCUCACACCUGUCACCAUUCAGCUGUCACUAUCACACCUGUCACCAUUCAGCUGUCACCAUCACACCUAUCUGCCUCACACCUGUCACCAUUCAGCUGUCACCAUCACACCUGUCACCAUCACACCUGUCACCAUCAUACCUGUCUGCCUCACACCUGUCACCAUUCAGCUGUCACUAUCACACCUGUCACCAUCACACCUGUCACCAUUCAGCUGUCACUAUCACACCUGUCUGCCUCACACCUGUCACCAUUCAGCUGUCACUAUCACACCUGUCACCAUUCAGCUGUCACUAUCACACCUGUCACCAUUCAGCUGUCACUAUCACACCUGUCACCAUUCAGUUGUCACCAUCACACCUGUCACCAUUCAGCUGUCACUAUUACACCUGUCUGCCUCACACCUGUCACCAUUCAGCAGUCACUAUCACACCUGUCUGCCUCACACCUGUCACCAUUCAGCAGUCACUAUCACACCUGUCACCAUUCAGCUGUCGCUAUCACACCUGUCACCAUUCAGCUGUCACUAUCACACCUGUCACCAUUCAGCUGUCACCAUUUAGCUGUCACUAUCUCAGCUGUCACUAUCUCAGCUGUCUGCCUCACACCUGUCUGCCUCACACCUGUCACCAUUCAGCAGUCAUUAUCACACCUGUCACCAUUCAGCUGUCACCAUCACACCUGUCUGCCUCACACCUGUCACCAUUCAGCAGUCACCAUCACACCUGUCACCAUCACACCUGUCACCAUCACACCUGUCACCAUUCAGCAGUCACUAUCACACCUGUCAACAUUCAGCUGUCACUAUCACACCUGUCACCAUCAUACCUGUCUGCCUCACACCUGUCACCAUUCAGCUGUCACCAUUCAGCUGUCACUAUCACACCUGUCACCAUCACACCUGUCUGCAUCACACCUGUGUUUAUCACACCUUUGUUUAUCACACCAGUCACCAUCACACCUGUCUGCAUCACACCUGUUUAUCACACCUGUGUUUAUCACACCUGUCACCAUUCAGCUGUCACUAUCACACCUGUCACCAUCAUACCUGUCUGCCUCACACCUGUCACCAUUCAGCUGUCACCAUUCAGCUGUCACUAUCACACCUGUCACUAUCACACCUGUCACUAUCACACCUGUCACCAUCACACCUGUCUGCCUCACACCUGUCACCAUUCAGCUGUCACUAUCACACCUGUCACCAUUCAGCUGUCACCAUCACACCUAUCUGCCUCACACCUGUCACCAUUCAGCUGUCACUAUCACACCUGUCACCAUUCAGCUGUCACUAUCACACCUGUCACCAUUCAGCUGUCACUAUCACACCUGUCACCAUUCAGUUGUCACCGUCACACCUGUCUGCCUCACACCUGUCACCAUUCAGCUGUCACUAUCACACCUGUCACCAUUCAGCUGUCACUAUCACACCUGUCACCAUUCAGUUGUCACCGUCACACCUGUCUGCCUCACACCUGUCACCAUCACACCUGUCUGCCUCACACCUGUCACCAUUCAGCUGUCACCAUCACACCUGUGUUUGUCACACCUGCGUCCCUCUUUACAUCAUAUAACUUUGUGUUCAGACCCGAUGAAGGACGAGUGUUUCGGGGAUGGUUUCAGUCGCUUCCUGUUAGACGAGUUUCUGGGAUACGACGACAUCCUGAUGUCGAGUGUGAAGGCGCUCGCGGAGAAUGAAGAGAACAAAGGGUUCCUGAGGAACGUGGUCUCUGGAGAACAUUACCGCUUCGUUAGCAUGUGGAUGGCCAGAACCUCGUACCUGGCAGCCUUCGUCAUCAUGGUCAUCUUCACUCUCUCUGUGUCCAUGCUGCUCAGAUACUCUCACCACCAGAUCUUUGUCUUCAUUGUGGAUCUGCUUCAGAUGUUGGAGAUGAACAUGACCAUCGCCUUCCCAGCAGCCCCUCUGCUCACUGUCAUUCUUGCCCUUGUCGGCAUGGAGGCCAUCAUGUCAGAGUUCUUCAAUGACACAACAACGGCGUUUUACAUUAUCCUCAUUGUCUGGUUGGCCGAUCAGUAUGAUGCCAUCUGCUGUCACACCAACACCAGUAAACGCCACUGGCUGAGGUUCUUCUACCUGUACCACUUUGCCUUCUACGCCUAUCAUUACCGCUUUAACGGGCAGUACAGCAGCCUCGCCCUCGUCACCUCCUGGCUCUUCAUCCAGCAUUCCAUGAUCUACUUCUUCCAUCACUAUGAGUUACCUGCGAUCCUGCAGCAGAUCAGGAUUCAGGAGAUGUUGCUUCAGAACCAACAGGCGGGUCAGAACCAGCAAACAGCUCUGCAGGACAACCUGAACAACAACCACAGACCAGGACCGGGAACAGGACCAAUCCCCCAGCCCGGCUCCUCCAGCAGCCUGGCCCAAGGGCCUGAGACGGACACCCAGCCGUCCUCCUCCUCCCUUUCUGGAGCAGGAGAAGUAGGGGAGGUGAGAGCUGAACUGAACUGGGUAGCUCAGACCGCUGCUAUCAUCACAGAGGCUCUGUCCUCCCCCUCCCAGCACCUCCCCCCCUUAGAAGGAGGAGGAGCCUUGGGAGAUCAGGUAUCAGCAGGCGCACAGCUUAGUGUAGUUGCUGAGUUCUGGAUGGGAGGAGCAUCGGAAGGAGGGGAGGGAGAAGCGUCAGGAGAAGUAGGAGGAGAGGGAGGAGCAUCAGGAGGAGAGGGAGGAGCAUCAGGAGGAGGAGCAUCAGGAGGAGAGGGAGGAGCAUCAGGAGGAGAGGGAGGAGCAUCAGGAGGAGAGGGCGGAGCAUCAGGAGGAGGAGGAGCAUCAGGUGUAGAUUUAGAAGAACUAAAUGUGGCUUCAGUAGAAAAUAAAACCACAACAGGAGGAGGUCCUGAUCCUCUACUCAGACAGCUCCAUGUGGAGGCUGCGGGGCUCUUCAUGGAAGUGACGGGGCCCUCUGAGGAGGCCCCCCCACAGACAGACUGCACCUCCUCUCCGAGUCCAGGACCAGACUGUAGAGCACCACAGAGCCCGUCCUGAUUACAUCAUCACCCCUCAGUCUGUCUGAUCAGGUCAUCGAUCAGUGAUCAGCUGAUUAGGACUGGGAUCAUCUGAUCGGGUCUUUGAUGAUCUGAUCGGGUCAUUGAUCAGCUGAUCGGGUCUUUGAUCUGAUCGGGUCAUUGAUCAGCUGAUCGGGUCAUUGAUCAGCUGAUCGGGUCAUUGAUUCUAAACGUUAUUUUUAAUUGAUACAGAUAUUCAAUUGAUAAGUUGAGGGGUUGAUCAAUCAGUCUGAUCAGAAACAGAUCAAUUUGAUGUAAUCUUCAAGGAACUGAUUGAUCUUCAGACUGUUGCUAAAUAUGAUGAUUGAUCGGUUACUUAUCAGCCUGAUUCUGACAGACUGAAACACAAACUGGGACUUUUGAUUUCUUUUUCACAUGCUUUUAUUUUGAAGAAUGAGACUCUUGGAGAGCAAGACGUUUGCCUGGCGUUGGCAGUGGCGUUGGCGGACUGAGAGAUCAGCUGAUCAGGACUUCUGUCGGAUCGAUGCCUUAUCAAUAAUCCUCGCACGUCUGUGGACACUUCUGAAGACAGCCAAGCGAGCUGAUUGGAUGUGCAAUAUGACGCCAGUUGUGUCACUCAGGCUCCGUCUCCUGAUGGAGGGUGUGGCCUGUCACUGUGAUGAAUUUAGUAGAUUGAAACUGAGAAGCAGACGAUGUGUUCAGGUGCUGCUGGUCUGCUUGGGAAAACUGAGAGCCAAAAAACAAGCCGAUAAUAAAAUAAAAGAUUUCAAGAAUUGUUUAAUUUCUGGUAAACAUAUUUUUAUUGACAGACUCAGUCCCAUCUCUCUGAAGAUAAACAGAGUGUUUGAUUGGUUAUUGGGCACUGUAAUCUUUAAACACAGCACUGAUCUGUUUUUCUGAAAAUAAUGCAAGUGUUUCUUGUAAUUCUCAUUUUGGCCACAAGAGGCCGAUGUUCUUUACAUGUUGGUGUUAAACAGCAGAGGAAACUUCCAGUGGCCUUCUGUCCUGACUCACCUGAACGCAGCCUGCCUCAUCUCACACACGCACACAGACACGUGUGUGUUGUGAAGGAGGUGGAGCCUGAGUGUGACAUCAGCACCAGUUUAGUUGGGGGGGGGGGUUUAGUUUUUCUCUUUGUGCCUAUGGUAGAUUACUCAUCAACUGUACCCGACUGUCCUGUUAUAUCAGCUAAAUGUAUAAAACUAGUGAAGGUCAUGUGAUCAGGCUACACUGUCAAAAUAAAAGCAUCUUUAUUGAAACAUUCUGUUUGUAACACAGAGACAGUUGAGGUUCUGUAAAAACACAACGCUUUAGAUAUUUAAAACCAUAACAUCAGUGAACAAUCCUUCUAAAGAACAAAUAAAUUAAGCGAUGACAGUAACUACAGACUAAAAACAACGUUUUCAAUAAAUUCUGAUUUCUUUUUUCA
This is a messenger RNA of Labrus bergylta (ballan wrasse), 5148 nucleotides long. The record is from RefSeq and is a predicted model, not a curated record. NCBI's taxonomy places the organism in Eukaryota, Metazoa, Chordata, Actinopteri, Labriformes, Labridae.